AAGUUAAUAUUUUGAUGUCAUUCUUCUUGAAGAAGUCGCCAGCACAGCUCCUUCCGGAUAAAAAUUGUCUGGAAGGUCGAUCGUUCAGGAUACCUAAGGCACCGUCGAAGGAUUCCGUGAACUUUGUUACGGGCAAUCCAAUGUAUGGUCCUUGGCCUGUCGCAAUGGAGCAGGCCUUGUUUGGAAUGGGCUGCUUUUGGUGCUCUGAGGCUCUCUUCGUGGACAUGAAAGGGGUCUUCUCCACACAAGUAGGAUACGCCCAGGGUAAGACGCCUAACCCUACUUACGAGGAGGUAUGCAGCGGGCAGACGAAUCAUUCGGAAGUCGUCCGAAUAAUAUACAACCCGAAGACUAUCACGUAUAAGGACCUGCUUAAGGUCUUCUGGAGCGGUCAUGACCCUACUGUCCCUAUGGCACAAGGCAAUGACUGUGGCUCGCAGUAUAGGAGUGGUAUAUAUUAUUAUAAUGAGGAGCAGAAGGGCGAGGCACUGGAGAGCAAAGAGGAGUACCAAGCAGCUCUUUCCAAAGCCGGUAUGAAGAAGACUAUAGUGACCGAGAUAGAGCCGGCCGGGGAGUUCUAUUAUGCUGAGGACUAUCACCAACAAUACAGUUCAAAGCCAGGCUCGAGGCAGUACUGUGGACUCAGACCGUUAGGUGUGGACUUCCCACGACUAAAUGCUUCCUAAUUCUGGUUGACGAGUCGCUGUUCUAUUUUAUAUCGCUAUUAGUAAACGGCUAGAAGCCUAUUAAUGACCUGAAGGCCACUAGCUCACACAUGGGCUGCUUUUGUUAGCAGUUCCCUC
This is a messenger RNA of Perkinsus marinus ATCC 50983, 803 nucleotides long. Its product is annotated as Peptide methionine sulfoxide reductase msrA, putative. Gene Ontology annotation, cellular component: cytoplasm. The record is from RefSeq and is a predicted model, not a curated record. NCBI's taxonomy places the organism in Eukaryota, Perkinsozoa, Perkinsida, Perkinsidae. The transcript is spliced from 7 exons. Gene Ontology annotation, biological process: cellular response to oxidative stress. The coding region runs from base 15 to 686 and encodes 223 amino acids. Gene Ontology annotation, molecular function: peptide-methionine (S)-S-oxide reductase activity.